GUAGAGAGGCGGUGCCUUGCCUGGCCGAGCGCCAUUGGGCCAAUCGCUGGGUGGGCUGGCCACAAUAUCUGAAAUUCUCAUUGGUAAUGCAAGUAUAGGUCCCGCCUUCUCUUAAUUUCUAUUUCCCAUUGGGCGACGCUAAGGAACAUGGGAAGGGGGCGUUCUGGGAAUUGUAGUCUCCUUAGGAAAGGUGCUGCUUGAUGAGUGUCGCGUGGGUCUGUACCCGAUAAGGAGAUGAGUGGGAAACGGCCGGCGGAGCCCGGCCCUGCCCGGAUAGGGAAGAAGGGAAAGAAGGAGGUGAUGGCGGAAUUUUCGAACGCUGUUACGGAGGAAGCUUUGAAAAAGCAAGUGGCUGAGACCUGGAGCCGCAGGACGCCGUUUAGUCACGAAGCCAUUGUCGUGGACGUGAACCCCUUUCUACACUGUGUGAUUCCAGACUUCAUCCAAAGCCAAGAUUUCUUGGAAGGACUUCAGAAGGAACUUUUGAACUUAGACUUCCAUGAAAAAUAUAAUGAUUUAUAUAAGUUCCAGCAGUCUGAUGAUUUACAGAAGAGAAGAGAGCCUCACAUCACUGCUUUAAGGAAAGUUCUAUUUGAAGAUUUCAGGGCCUGGCUUUCUGACAUUUCUAAUAUUGACCUGGACUCAACCAUUGAUAUGUCCUGUGCAAAGUAUGAAUUCACAGAUGCCCUGCUCUGCCAUGAUGAUGAGCUGGAAGGGCGCCGGAUCGCCUUCAUUCUCUACCUGGUUCCUCCCUGGGACAGGAGCUUGGGGGGCACCCUGGACCUGUACAGCGUUGAUGAGCACUUUCAGCCGAAGCAGAUUGUCAAGUCUCUUAUCCCUUCAUGGAACACACUGGUUUUCUUUGAAGUGUCUCCAGUAUCCUUUCACCAGGUGUCUGAAGUCCUGUCAGAAGAAAAAUUACGUUUGUCUAUAAGUGGCUGGUUUCAUGGCCCUUCAUUGACCAGGCCUCCCAACUACUGUGAACCCCUCAUACCCCGGAGCCCUCACAUCCCUCAAGAUCAUGAAAUUUUGUAUGAAUGGAUCAACCCUAUUUAUCUGGACAUGGAUUACCAAAUUCAGAUUCAAGAAGAGUUUGAAGAAAGAUCUGAAAUUCUCCUAAAGGAGUUUCUUAAGCCUGAGAAAUUUGCAGACAUCUGUGACGCUUUGGAGAAAGGAAAUGUGGAAUGGAGCAGCCGAGGUCCUCCUAACAAAAGGUUUUAUGAGAAAGCUGAGGAGAAUAAGCUUCCCGAUGUACUGAAAGACUGCAUGGAGUUAUUUCGCUCCGAAGCACUGUUCUUGCUGCUCUCCAACUUCACAGGCCUGAAGCUUCACUUCUUGGCCCCUUCAGAAGAAGAUGAGAUUGAGGCCGAAAGAGAGGGAGAAGCAGCAUCUGCUGCUGAGAGCACUGAAGAAGGGACCAGCCAUAGCUCCUCAGAGUCAGAGAAUAAUCUGGCCGCCGUCAGCAACACCAGCCAAGAGAGCGAUGACCAGACAGACUCGGAGCCAGAGGGAAGCGAAAUAAAGAAAGAAUCGAAUGUUCCCACAUGCCAUGGGGAACUGAGACGUUGGAAGACUGGUCACUACACUCUAAUCCAUGACAACAGCACAACUGAAUUUGCCCUGGACUUACUUCUCUACUGUGGCUGUGAAGGCUGGGAGCCAGGAUAUGGUGGCUUCACUUCCUACAUUGCCAAAGGUGAAGAUGAAGAGCUGCUAACAGUGAAUCCGGAAAACAAUUCUUUGGCAUUGGUCUACAGAGAUAGAGAGACUCUGAAAUUUGUCAAGUAUAUUAACCACCGAAGCUUAGAACAACAGAAAACCUUCCCACACAGAACAGGUUUCUGGGACUUUUCGUUCAUCUAUUAUGAAUGACAGGGCUGGACAAAGCUGAACAAAGAAGUAACCUUUCGUCAGUACUGGGAAGCCUUGGAAGCGCUAGCCAUGGAGUGAAGGAGAGCUACCUAGUCAUCUGUCUCACAGUGUUCUUCAAACUGUUUUGGUUGUCCUUUAAUAGGACUCAUAAGGAUUGUCCUCAACCUAGACCUUGAGCUUGAAGCCAGGUAUUUAUUUAUUGAUUAAAAAAAAAGGUUUUAUUGUUAACAUUCAGUUCUCCAUUUUCUAUAUUGACUUCUUCAGUGACUUUUAUUUAAUUUUGGUGAUUUUUUUUU
Molecule: messenger RNA, 2168 nt
Organism: Trichechus manatus latirostris (Florida manatee)
Lineage: Eukaryota; Metazoa; Chordata; Mammalia; Sirenia; Trichechidae
Gene: OGFOD1
Product: 2-oxoglutarate and iron dependent oxygenase domain containing 1
Exons: 13
Coding region: 235-1872 (545 amino acids)
Biological process (GO): regulation of translational termination; peptidyl-proline hydroxylation
Cellular component (GO): cytoplasm
Molecular function (GO): peptidyl-proline dioxygenase activity; L-ascorbic acid binding; iron ion binding
Source: RefSeq, a predicted model, not a curated record